Messenger RNA from Rhagoletis zephyria (snowberry fruit fly), 789 nucleotides. Its product is annotated as calcyphosin-like protein. The record is from RefSeq and is a predicted model, not a curated record. Lineage: Eukaryota; Metazoa; Arthropoda; Insecta; Diptera; Tephritidae. Gene Ontology annotation, molecular function: calcium ion binding.
ACUACGAAAAAUGACCGAGGAAACAGAAAUGAGUGGCCGUGACGACUUCUUCUCCAAAGAGGCCUCACUCAUCAACCGCUCAAAGCGGGAGCUAGCAGACGGACGCGACAAGGAUCCAAUCUACAAAUUACGAUUGCUGUGCUUCAGUCGCGGCGCAACCGGCAUACUCGGAUUAGCCAGGACUUUUCGCAAUAUGGAUGAUGAUGGCAGCAAAGCUUUGAAUUACGAGGAGUUCAGUAAGGGCAUACAAGAAACUGGUCUGGAGUGCACGGAAAACGAAAUUAAGGAUAUGUUUGCCAAAUUCGACGAAGAUAACAGCGGUUCAAUAAAUAUGACCGAAUUUUUGCUGAAAUUGCGGCCAUCCAUGUCCCAGUCCCGUUUGGAUAUCAUCGAUAAGGCAUUUAAAAAAAUCGACCGCAAUGGUGAUGGCGAAAUCACAAUUGAAGACUUGAAGACAGUAUAUUCUGUGAAGGAUCAUCCCAAGUAUCUUAGUGGUGAAAUGACGGAGAAUGAGAUACUUACACAGUUCCUUAAUAAUUUCGAGGGUGGACGCGGCAAUCGCGAUGGCAAGGUGACGAAAGAAGAAUUUAUUAAUUACUAUGCCACUAUUAGCGCUUCAAUUGAUAAUGAUGCCUACUUCGAUUUGGUGAUGCGGCGUGCUUACAAACUUUAAAUGCAACAAAAAGCUAACAAGGAGAUCGUGAAGAUAGUACUAGCUGCCAUACAUAAAUGUAAAAAAACACAAAAUGCUGUACGAAAUUCACCGCGGUGUAGCCAGUGCAAUUUUUU